This is a messenger RNA of Ruditapes philippinarum (Manila clam), 1836 nucleotides long. Its product is annotated as orexin receptor type 2-like. Gene Ontology annotation, cellular component: membrane. Gene Ontology annotation, molecular function: G protein-coupled receptor activity. The transcript is spliced from 2 exons. Gene Ontology annotation, biological process: G protein-coupled receptor signaling pathway. The record is from RefSeq and is a predicted model, not a curated record. NCBI's taxonomy places the organism in Eukaryota, Metazoa, Mollusca, Bivalvia, Venerida, Veneridae. Bases 310 to 1602 code for a protein of 430 amino acids.
UGUUAAAUGGUGAGGAUAAUUUGCGGUGUGUUUAACAUUGAAAUUAUCAAUAUGUGUUUGAAUCUGUGUUCCCAUUUACUCUUAAAUUAGAUGUAAUUUAAAAGAAAUUAUUAUACAUCAAUUACAUUAUAAACCAAACCGCAAAGACGACACUUUUAAGACAUGUAUUAAAGUUAAAACAUACAUGUACAUAUAUAAAGAUUAUGACACUGUUAAAAUGUCUCUAGUUGAAUACAUUCCUGUAAAGAUAAGAGAUAGUGUUUCAUACGGGGUAAUUUUUUGGAUUAACGCACAGAUCUGCCGUGUUUUAUGAUGGAAGACGUGCACGAGAUGAUAACAGCAGAAACUACAAUGAACGUGAAUAUUGUACAACUUAAUGCAACAGAGUUAUUAAAAUACUUGCCAGUAACUAUAAUUCUCUUGAUUAUAAUGUGUGUAGGAAUUGCUGGAAAUAUAUUAGUUAUAUACAUUUAUAAAAGUAAAUUCAAGAGAUCUAGUGCAAGAGUAUAUAUUCUAAGUUUGGCGUUUGCAGAUCUCACGGUGUGCAUAUUUGGCAUACCAUAUCACGUGUUGGAUUUAACACAGAUUCUGACCUAUCCGAAUAAAUACCUUUGUAAAGUAUUUAGUUAUUUUAUUGGUGCGUGUACAUUUAGUUCAAUUUUCAUCCUUCUGGUAGUUGGCUUGGAUAGAUACCUCAAAGUAUGUCGACCAUUAAAGAGACAGAUUGUUGAUUUUGGGGACAGAAAAGCGUGCAUUAUUGCAGUUCUUGUAGCUAUUGCGAUAUCUGUUCCAAACGGAAUAAUCUACGGUCAUAGUUCAGUUAACACUGGCGUGAAUAAUCACACAGGGAUAGAAUGUUUUAUUGAUGAUGAUUACCAAGGUUCAAGUCUUGUUUUCGGAUACCUUGUCUUUAACAUGUUUGUUUUUCUCAUUUCUGUUGUAAUUUUGAUAAUAUUCUACACAUUAAUUUGCCGUACAAUUUAUAAAAACGACUCGAACGGGGAAAUAACCUUACAAAACAGGCGAAAAGUAUGUUUAUGUUGCUAUGGUGAUGCAUCUACCGGUGGCGAGGACAUAGAAAUGGAAGAGGCGGAACAAAUAAACAUUGAAAAUAAAAAUGUUUUUAGUGAAGAGGAGAAAGUAAUACAACGUCCUUCAAAUAAGAAAUCCUUAUCAACGAAGAAAAACUUUGCAAGAAGGGAAACCUUGAUUAGACAUGCCGGAAGAAAUGAACGGAAAGACAAGGAAAAUAAUACAAGAAAGAUAACUCUGAUGAUGAUGACGAUAACUAUUGUGUUUAUCAUCUCUUACCUCCCUUUUAUGAUAAUUUCUGUAAUGGAUAAUUUAGACGAAACAUUUUGGGACAGGUUGACGGAAUCUAAAGCUAUCAUAUUUGAUUUAUUGUUGCGUAUAUAUCUAAUAAACAAUGCAGCCAACCCUAUCAUAUACAGUUUCUGGGAUUUCCGAUUUAGGAAAGAAACUGCAAUACUUAUAAGUAAAGUAUUUUGUUGCGGGAAACAAUCUGUUAAAGACGAAAGUAGAAGUAAAAAUAAGUAUUCAUCCUAUAGUCGUUCUACGAAAAUAACAGAAUACAAUUUAUAAGCCAGGAAUUGUUUUUAUGUAAAGAAAAUACUGAAUGUGUAGUAUGUAUACAUAAUGAAAAUGACUCCAAUGACUUCAAAUCCCAGUUGAGGCAACUAUUUUUUUUUUUAAGUCAAAUAAACAUUGAAUUGACUAUCAGUGUUACAAUGAGCCUUAUAGCCAAUUUACUACAGUUAAAACACUGAAAAGCAUUGGUGGCACUAUACAAAAACAAAUUGGUUUAUAAUCUCACAA